This is a messenger RNA of Colius striatus (speckled mousebird), 1042 nucleotides long. It is a transcript of the gene SLC25A47, whose product is annotated as solute carrier family 25 member 47. Gene Ontology annotation, cellular component: mitochondrion. Bases 8 to 895 code for a protein of 295 amino acids. Lineage: Eukaryota; Metazoa; Chordata; Aves; Coliiformes; Coliidae. The transcript has 6 exons. Gene Ontology annotation, molecular function: transmembrane transporter activity. The record is from RefSeq and is a predicted model, not a curated record. Gene Ontology annotation, biological process: transmembrane transport.
AGUCUGGAUGGAUUUCGUUGCCGGGGCCAUCGGAGGUGGUCUGAGCACAGCAGUGGGUUACCCGCUGGACACAGUGAAGGUGAGGAUUCAGACCGAGGGGCAUUACAAGGGGAUUUGGCACUGCAUUCGGGAAACCUACAGGACAGAAAAGGUGUGGGGAUUUUACAAAGGUGUGUGUGCCUCAGCCCUUGCAGUGUCGUUGAUCUCCUCUGUUUCCUUCGGCACCUACAAAAACUCGCUGUGUGGCAUCUGCAAGCUGCGCUACGGAGCGGCCGAGGCGCGGCCGGCCAAGCUGGACGUGGCCCUGGCCGGAGCAGCUGCCGGGGCUCUGCGGGUUGUGUUGAUGACCCCUAGUGAAGUGGCCAAGGUUCGCUUGCAGACUCAGAGGAACCCACCUCCCUCCACGGCAUCUCCCCAGCCCGUUUCCAAGCCCAAGUACCGAGGCUCUCUGCACUGCCUGAAGGUGAUCGCCAAGGAGGAAGGUUUUGGGGGUCUCUACAAGGGCUGCUCUGCAUUGGUCUGCAGGGAUUGCUCCUCCUCUGCAAUCUAUUUCCUCACUUAUUCUGCUCUGUGUGACUGGCUCACACCAGCUGGGAAAAAUAAACCAGGUCUCCUGGUUGUGCUGCUUUCUGGUGGUUUUGCUGGAGUCCUGGCCUGGGGAUUAGCUACUCCCAUGGAUGUCCUCAAAUCAAGGAUGCAAAUAGAUGAAUCAGAGCAGCACAAGUACAAAGGCCUCAUCCACUGUGCUAGGGAGAGUGUGAGGAAGGAGGGUGCCAAAGUGCUUUUCAAAGGACUGGGUUUAAACUGCAUUCGUGCCUUUCCUGUGAACAUGGUCGUGUUUGUGACAUAUGAAGCUGUCCUGAGAUGUACAGACCAUUACACAGCCAAAAAAUAGCUUGUGCCAUUCUGGUCAGAGGUGCAUUUUCUUUAGCUUGUGUUUCUGCAGCACAGCAUCCCCUAACAACAGCCAAACACCCUCUCCUUUGAUGGACAGCGGCACAAGCACGGACAGCUCAGCACAAAGCUGGGUGACUGACAGCUG